UCGAUAUUUACUCGAAAGCGUCGGCAUGUAAGCGUCUCAGUAUUCAGGCGAGACUGUCUGUCAUGAAGAAGCGAGCUAUCAAAGUGCGGGAGGAGGAGGAGGAGGAGAUUUUGUGCUGCUGCGAGUAUGUCAACUGGCAUGGAGAGCGCAGCCAUAUAGGAGCUUGCUGCUGCGACUGUGAGGACCUGGAUGAUGCCUGUGACAGGUUUUUUAAGAGGGAGCCUCAGAAACCUGAAUCCCUGUCAAAGGUGGCUGAAGUUGUCACAGACCGGAUCCGUGUGCCCUGGCUGUGGGGUGGAGCCCGGAAAGUGGAACUGUCAGUCAUCCCUCCUCUUGUUAUUCUCCCCGUCCUGCUGCACAUCGCUGCUCUCCACUUCUUGCUUGGUGUGGUGGUUCUGACAGCUCUGCCUGGCCUGGUGCUGUGGUACUACUAUUUCACACACCGAAAGAAGGGACGCACACUGUUUUUCCUAAGCCUGGCCCUCUUCUCUCUGGCGUACAUGUACUACUUGUUCAUCACAGAGGUGCAUUCCCGCGGGGAUGUCAGCAUGCUGCAGGUAGCGGUGAUAACAGUAGGGGUCAUCGUUACACUGGUGGCCCUCGUCCACACCAAGAGAGAACCUGGCAUCCUGCGGCCAAACCAACAGGACGUCCACAGCACAGUGACUUAUUACAGCCCUCUGGCAGACAGAGAUCCUGCCAUCAAUGGGGGGAGGCAAGACGUUACGAUGACAGUGGCCAACCGGGCGGGAGCAUCGGAGCAGGCGGUCGUGGAGCAGAAGGAGAGUAGCCGAAGGAACUGGUGUCCAGUGUGCAGGGUGGUGCGGCCCCCGAGGGCCGGACAUUGUCGGAUCUGUGGUGUCUGCGUGCUACGUCUCGACCACCACUGUGUCUGGAUAAACAGCUGUGUGGGGCAGGCCAAUCACCGCAGCUUCCUGCUUACGCUUGUCCUCUUCCUGUUGACGUCCCUGUAUGGAAUCAGCCUGGUGCUGCAGAGUGUGUGUCCGAGUCAGAACCUCCUGACGGCCCUGCUCUACUGUCCAGGGGUCUACAACAAGUACAGCAAUGCUUUAUGCUUCACUUGUGCGUGGUACAGCAGCAUCGUGACUGGUGGGCUGCUCCACCUGCUGGUGGUGCAGAUCAUCAACGUCAGCUACAAUGUGACCGAGCGUGAGGCACGCAUUGCCCUGCGAGAGAAAACUGCUCGCAGCGCCUACUGGGGACUCAUCGUGGACACCGGUGUCUACUCUCGAGGUUUCCGUGCCAACUGGGCAGAGUUCAUGAACAUGACGGACAAAUUGAACCUUCCCUCUCAAGCCCCAACAGACUUGGUUGCCUUGCUUGGAGACGGAAAAAAAAGAAAAGUGUGAGAAUGAGUGAACUCUGAACAACUAUAUGGUCACUCUGUUGAUCCUCGUAGGGACAUUAUCUCUGAGCACAGCUGCUGCAACAAGGAGACACCUCUGAAGCUGGUCAGUCCCGGCCAACACACAGGCUGGACUUCAUUUCAAGGACUCAUUACACCUCCUCCACAAACAGUAGUCUGCAUUGUUCACAGAGGAGGAAACUAUCACAACAAGAUAUUUGUUACAAAUAAAAGAAACAUGGCAGCACAAGAGUUACAUUACACUAAACAUAAUGAAAUGGAUUUGAUAAGUAUGAGUAGUUCAUUUUACUCUUUUAAUCUGGCUCAAACUGACUCCUGCAUGAACCAGCUGUGGAAAUAUGAAAAAAGAGACAAAUAAAAAAAUACACCUCAAUGUCAGCUAGAGAAUUUAGUCUGCUCUUCACUGCCUUCCAUUGAUUUUAUUGGAUGUUAAAAGGAUUGAAAGCUUUUAUUUGUAUGCUA
This is a messenger RNA of Scomber japonicus (chub mackerel), 1849 nucleotides long. It is a transcript of the gene zdhhc23b, whose product is annotated as zinc finger DHHC-type palmitoyltransferase 23b. Gene Ontology annotation, cellular component: endoplasmic reticulum; Golgi apparatus. Gene Ontology annotation, molecular function: protein-cysteine S-palmitoyltransferase activity. Gene Ontology annotation, biological process: peptidyl-L-cysteine S-palmitoylation; protein targeting to membrane. Bases 63 to 1370 code for a protein of 435 amino acids. The record is from RefSeq and is a predicted model, not a curated record. NCBI's taxonomy places the organism in Eukaryota, Metazoa, Chordata, Actinopteri, Scombriformes, Scombridae. The transcript has 6 exons.